Vespula vulgaris is the source of this 6752-nucleotide messenger RNA. RefSeq lists its product as uncharacterized. Lineage: Eukaryota; Metazoa; Arthropoda; Insecta; Hymenoptera; Vespidae. The transcript has 6 exons. The record is from RefSeq and is a predicted model, not a curated record. Bases 210 to 1016 code for a protein of 268 amino acids.
GGUGGGGUGAGUUCGGUCGAUUUUCGUACGCUUCGCAAAACGCAAGAUGUAGAGGGCGUCCUCGUAGAUAUUCCAACGUUGAAAAGGACUAUAGUGGCGAUGCUCGCAGCGAGGGUCAGUGAGAAAAGCGAGCGAGAGAGCGAGGAUCAGUGUGGUGCUCGCGGCUAUCAGUGGGCUGCCAGUGGUUGCCCUGGGCACCACCUGCGCGGAUGGAGCCUACUCGUGUACCCAGGGGCCCUGGUCCGCGUCUCGUUUUUCUCUUUGCCACGCUCGUUCUUACCUUUGCAGCAACCGGCUUGUUGUGUGGAGCAAUAAUGACCGAUCAUUGGGAAGAGGUUGGCUGGGAUAAAGAAGCUCUCACUCAUGCUAACGUUAGCCUCACAUGGUUGGAUGAUCAAGUGGCAAUGUUAGAGACACCGACUGCUCACAGAAAUCAUCAUCGAGGUAGACGUGGCUCUUUCUUGGUGCCCAUGCACGGUGGAAUCUGGACGAUGUGCGUCUCGUUAUCGGACGACGAAAUACAACUACUGGGUCAGGUGGGCUUUCCGCAAGAGAGAUGCAUUAACUACUUGACACCCGACGAGGCACAUGAAGAAAUCCGUGCUGCGUGGCAGAAUCGGAUGCAGAAUUUAAGUAUUUCUUGCUCCCUCGUUUGUUUGAUAAUCCUUGGCACCGCCGUGCUAAUAGGAUUUUUUGGCUUGUGCAGACAUCAAAUAUCGGCCGUUCUUGUUACAGGAGUGAUGUAUUUAUUGGCAGCGACAUUUGCGCUCUUCACGUUGACCAUCAUCCACUUCAAGAGAGCUCAAGACCGAGGUAUUCGUAUAAUUAAUGGUCCGGAAGAUGGCGUGAUAGGCGGACCGGUGUCACGUGCCAUUCUAAAAGCACGUCGUUUUACGACCUCUUGGAGCAUGGAUUUCGGAUGGGGUGGUGUAACCCUGUGCGCUCUCGCAUCGGUAGCUUGGAUUUUGCUUAGCAAGAUAAUGCGUUUCAGUCCAAUCGCAGCCAUGAUCGCGUAGCAGUGGGAAGCCUUCGAGGUCUAAGGUCAUUUUACGACUUGUGUCUAUUGCGAUAGAGGGUUCCUGAAGUAAGAUGGGAAGAACGAGAAGACGAGAGAGGAGUCGAAGAUACAUCGAAGCGAAGAAGAGGAAUAAAGAUCGUAUGUACGUGCGUCUCUUUUUAUGCGUGAUUCGAAUCACACGUGGAUGUGAUAAAAAAAGAAAUACGCGAGAUACGAUAAUAUAUUACUAGAUCGACGAUGUGUCGGAUAAAAAUAUCGUUCCAUUGCUCUUCCAGGGUAUAGGUUAUAUUGUUGAGCUUCGAAGCGUAACUACGAUCUAACGAUUUGAUAAGGAUUUAAAUACGAAUCGUCCGAUAAAGUUCUGCAGUAAGUCGAUGACCGAUCAUUUUUAUAAACAUUAUAUAUUUAAUACGGAAUAUCGGCCUGCUGCUGUACUUUUACCAUUUUAGAAAGCUUUUGCAUUUGAUGGCGGUGUAAGUGUUGUAAAUGUCGUGGAAGAUACGCACGUAAUUAUGAUCAUAGUUAUAAAGUUUCGAUCUUUGCAGUAUCAGAAAGUCACGUUGGCAUCCGUUUUGAAAAAUCUCUAUCGAGCAUGAAUAUUCACUGAAAUUGACCAUCUCGAAGGCACUAUAAAUUUCUCUAUACAAAGAACAUUAGUUUAUGUACGCUUCGUACACUUUAUACUUAGGUUUAUCUUUACAAAACACAUGACAGAAUAGUUAUGAUUGUGGCAGGCAGUUAGAUAAUAUUCUAAAUACAAUAUUUUGUACUGAUUAAUAAGAAUCCCUAUCAUUCUAGAUAGCUUAUUUUGACACGAGUGAAUACUGAUUGGAAGGAUUUGUUUUAUGUAGGUACUUCUAGAGAUCAAAUUUAAUUUUUAUUCUCAUUACUAUGUCUAUAUAAAUUUUCAUUAAAGGUCUUAUUCGUAAAAGAAUUUGACAUUCAUAAGGUUUCAGACUGAAAGAACAAACAGUAUUUGCCCUUGUAUUUUAGCUUUUGUUUACAGUCAAAUUAUGUCAUGUUACUAGAAACAGCUACUUAACAAACAAAAAUUUGAGAAGAACUAAUAUAGAUAAAUUGAAUGAAAAUUUACUUAUUAUUUGAUAAAGUUUCAAAAAUUAAAAAUACAGUAACUGUUUCUGGUAAUUUGGCUUUAGUCAAUUAAAAUAAAAAAGGCGUAUUGAAGAUUAUAAGAAUCAGCUGAUAUAUCCUUUGGAUAUAUUUAUGGAUUCUAAAUGGAUUCUAAAUAUAUCUAAAAAUUGCUUUUCUUCCGUAUAUAGCUGCAUUAAUUUCUGUAAAAUUUAUGAAUUUUUUUUUAUAUAUAUUAUCAAUAUUUAGUAAUAAGCAAAGUCAUUUAAUAACAAUUAGUAUCAUUGAAAAUUUAUACUAGUCUGUAUAGUUAUCAUUAUCUUGUUAACAGGUCAAAUAGUUUGCUUCUCCUUUGUUUUCUAUAUUUCUGAAAUAGUUCGAAAGUAAAGUAAAAUUUUUUAAACUUGUCUCUUCAAGAUUUAAUCUUGAAAUAUGAUAAAAUUUUAUUCUCUUAUUUAGUACAAUCCAAUCGCCUUAUAAAUAGAGUAAUAAGCAUGUUUGUAAAGUGCAUAGUUUAGUAUAAUAUCGUUCCAGCCAAUAUAAGCAACGAUUGAAUAUGUGCGAUAAGAAAAUAGCUUUUGCUACGACUUGUUACAGCGAAAAUGAAAUUUAAGCCAACAAAAUAUAUUGCAAAUGAAAGGAUUGUGAAUUACGAUUCGUCCAUUAAUAUUUAAGGAAGAACAAAAAAAAAAUAAAAUAAUCAGGUAUUUUGGAUAAAUAAUGCCUGACACUUGGAAAACGAGCUUUGGUAAUAAGUAAGAAAUUUAAAAAUUUUGAUGAUAGGUGCAAAACUGUUGUCCAAGUGAUCAUAAAGGAAAAUAUUAUUUGAAAGGAAAAAAAUUUUUUCAUAAAUAACAUUUUCUUAAUUAUCAUAUUUUUUACCUGAUGCUUGUUGUUUGUUAUAUCAGAGUUAAUGUAUCGCAAAUGCAAUAAAAAAAACCUACAAAAUAUAGGUAUAUUACGUACACGUAACAAAAUCCUUCCAUCACAUUCCAGAUUUAACUAAGCUAUUAAAAUUAUUAUAUUUCGUAAUUUACAGUUGCAAUAAAAAGUGAGGUUAUGUUUCGCAAGCGAGAUGCCAUUUGCAAAAAUAGAAUUCAACGUGUGCGUAUCAACUUUCCAUUGUACGUGACAUCGAAUUACCGAGCACGUGAUAAUUUUACAUGUGUUUGUAACGAGUGCUAUUCGAUAUGAAUAUAUUCAGGUAAUCUGCGAUAUCGAUAUAAACGAAUCACUCGAAGGGAGACAAAGGAUAUUUCGCGCCUUUCAAAAUUUGAUAAACAAUGGGAACGCGAAUUCGUGCCUUAUUGGAAGAUUACAAUUAAGAAUAAGUUCGUCGAGAUAAUAAUUUUUUUGAAAAUAACCCCGUGUUGAACAUCAAAGAAAGAGCAAAAAGAAAUGUUAAAAAAACAACGGCCGAAUUAUAACGGCUUUUAUUUCGGGAGAGCUAACCUUACUAAAUAUAAUAUAACGGAUUUACACAUACCUUGCUUUUUCUAAGAAAAUAAACAAGAAGCCACAAGACAGGUCAACAACAAACGAGUUUUCUUCGUUAUUUUUAAAGAAAACGAUUACUGUUUUGAUGAUUCACGAAUAUCUAUAUGUUUCUUCGAUUUAAACGAAAACUGUCUACUUUCGAACCGUUACAAGAAACAGAUCAUCAACCAGCAUCAACCGGCACAAAAGUACAAUUUCUAUGUGAACGCGAUGAAUUCUCAUCGAACGAACUAAGAGGCACCUAGCGAGCAUGCACGUAAGUUUAUCAUCAUUUUCUAACAUCGACGAACAUGUAUAAUCCAAUCUAGAAGUUUCUUCACUCAAUGCUACGGUAAGAAGAAUUGAUUCUUAAAAGAUUUACAUGUAGGUUCGUCCAAUGAAUGGAAUCAGUAGAGGUAAACAAAUGCACGUGAUUGGAACAGAAGUGUUUCACAAUUUCCAGAGAUUGUAACACAGUUAAGCUCUAACAAUAACCCAUGUAAAUUCGCUUCUGAAUUCAACAAUUGACUAUCGUUCGUCAACCAAUAGCUGAACUCCUUUGCUUAAACGCGAAUGUUUUAUUUACCUCUGCUGAUUCGACUGUUGGACGGACUGUUAAUAUAACGGUUUUUUAUAUUGUGUUAGAAUUGUUUGAUAAAACAUUUAUAAAUCUGUGUUUAUAUGAUAUUUUCGUAUUAUGUUCAAACGUAUAAUGUGCCGUCGGAAAUCUCUCAAACGUUCUAUAUAUUUCGUAGUUGAACAAAAUAAUACAAUCGAAGAAAAGGACGCUACGAUACGCAAUCAUUGUUUGUUUUAUCGAUUUUAUUUAAAAUUUUUUUUUUCUUUUCUUUUCUUCUUUUUUUUUAGUGUGUUGCCGCCUUCAAUGUGAAAAAAAAUUAAGUCGGACGCGAUGGACAUCUAACUGGUACUUUGCAAUUCAUUGUACGUAUGACAUCAAAUGUUGUUAUCACCUGGACGAUUUACGAAUGAAAAUUAAAAAGUAUGAAAACGAUUUAAUUGAAUUAAUCGUGAGAAUCGUGUGAUUUCGAUCGAUCGUGUACACGUAUAUGUAUACACGUAUAUGUAUAAGCACACACGUUAAUAAUUAACAAGUACUACGAUGGACUAACGGUCCCAAUAAUACCCAGCAUGAUGACGUAUAAUGGAUUUCCCAUGAUAUAAUGAUCGCACAGGUUGCAUACCAUUCGACCGACACGCUGAAAUUUGAAAAUUUUAUUUAGCCGUUUUAUUUGCAAGUAACACCGAGAAGGUUAUAACGAUUAUUGAUAACAUUGAUAGCUAACUAAUCGUCCACCGUGUUCGUUGAAUUUUCGUCUACCACGUAUUCUCAUAUUUUUUAAUGCUAGUGUAACUUCGAAGGGAAAAAAUAUAUGUAUAUAUUUAUAUAUAUAUUAGUGUUCACGUUCGAGUAAAAAAAUUUUUGACGAUGUAUAAAUAGUUUAAGUUAAAAAACGGUAAAAAUUUUCAUCAUUUUUGCCCUCUGGCGUACGCAAUUCGUAAUUUAAGUCCAAACGAUGAUACGAUUAGUUCUGAUUGGUCAUUUGUUAAACAUUAAGAUUGAUCUAUGGAAUACCUUUUUUUUUAUGUUAACUUACAGAUUUUUUAUUUUUCUCUAUGAUCGCUCCCACGCAAGAUAUAACAGCACGUUUUCCCAUUUUUCUUUGCUUGAUCAUUGUUUGGUAAACAUUAAUAAUUAUGUAUAUAAAACUCUUUCGAUCUUGUUAGUUGAGGUUACAGAACAACGAUGCAUUUCCACGAGGAAUAUCCUGACGUUUAGAAAAUAUAUAGAUCGGGUAGACGAUGUAUAUCAAAAAGUAAUCGUAAAAAUUGAUAAUUCAUUUGCAUUUUAUACUUUUUAAGCAAUUUCUCACGUCUGAUAAAUCAUUCGAGAAUAAACGAGAUCCGAGAGUAUUUAGGAUAGUCUGAAAUUAGCAAUUUUAGCAACGUUAAGUCGCGAAAUAUCUUCAAUUCGAUUUCCGAUCGAAGUCUGAUAACGCAUUUUGGUUUCGUAAUUUCAAUAUAGACAAAUUUUUCGCAUGAAUAAAUUUUUGGAUUGCUCUUAUAUCAAUAACAAUCAUGAAAGACUGUUUUAAAAAGACGGUUUAUCACGAAAAAAAAUUCGAGCCAAAAGGAAUGAAUAAACAAAAAGGAAAUAAUAAACGAGAAGGAACGAAUGAGAACGAAACUUAUCGAACGAUCCAAGCAUUUUUCUUGCUUUUAAUAGUUCUAAUGUUGUGUUAUCAAGGUAUACGCAAUGGUAAUCUUCAGUAUGAUCUUCUGGAGAAUGGAGAAACUCGUUAUGGUUAUGCAACUUAUCAAAAAAAAGAAGGAACCUUUGUUAGCUUAACCUUGGGAUAUUCUUUUCAUCGUUCUAUCGUUUACACAGUGACUGCCAUUAUGUUUUUUUAUUCUCUUAUUUCGGUGAGAAGAAUACAUGGUCGACUUCGAUCGUUCAAUCCAUUAUACAGUCUAUAUAUGAUGUAUGAUUUAUCGUUUAGAAAAAUCCAGGCUGGAGUUUACCGAUGAUAAUUUUAUAUUUUGCCGAUUUGGUAUGUGACGUAAGCUAUGCAAUUAUCGCUGUUUGUCUAUUCUUUCGGAAGUUUCAUCUAUCGACGGCUAGUUUUUAUACGACCCUUAUUCUAUUGCUGAUCAGUACGUUUUACGUUACAUCAUUAAUUAAAUUUACGAAGGAAUUUAGCCAAAUGUUUGUCCCUGAUUAUUUUUAUUUUUACCCACCUGCGUAUAGUAUUCGAGAAAUUAAAAUACGUAUUUCUUUAUGUUCCUUUUUUUUUUAAUUCUAAAGUGUGAAACAAUGACUGCAACAUAAAAAAUCAUAAUUCCAAAAAUAAUAUAUUUUGGAAGAUCUAAGAAAUCAGCGACCAACAUUUGUUUAUAUUCUCCUGUUGAUUUGAAUCAUAAAAAAAUAAAAAAUAAAAUUGGUUUUGACGUAAUGAUUAUUUUUCGCCCACGUAGCUGGAGAAAUAUGGGCGUGGUUGGGCGUCCUUCGCCUUUACGAAUAUAGAACAUACAAGUGACAGAUAUCAUUUACGAAGACAAAAUUUUGUAUGAUAUAUAUAUUUUUUUUAUUUAACGUAUUAUAUAUUAUCUGUAAUUUUCUUGUGAAGAAUAUAUUUAUUUGUGAUAUUCA